This is a messenger RNA of Gavialis gangeticus (Gharial), 5075 nucleotides long. It is a transcript of the gene FAM20B, whose product is annotated as FAM20B, glycosaminoglycan xylosylkinase. NCBI's taxonomy places the organism in Eukaryota, Metazoa, Chordata, Crocodylia, Gavialidae. The record is from RefSeq and is a predicted model, not a curated record. Gene Ontology annotation, molecular function: phosphotransferase activity, alcohol group as acceptor. The transcript has 7 exons. Gene Ontology annotation, biological process: protein phosphorylation. Bases 176 to 1405 code for a protein of 409 amino acids. Gene Ontology annotation, cellular component: Golgi apparatus.
AACUUUUUUGUUAAUUUAUAGGGGUCCCAGAAGAUGCUUCAGUGAUGACAGACCCCUCAGAGUGAAAGUUAGGAAUGAAAUUCAUUAACUAGCAUCUCCCUCUUCACCCUGAUCUGUAAUAGACUUUCUGCAGCCCUUGGAAGAGAGGGUCAGGGGAGAAGGGCUGAAGGUCACCAUGAAGCUGAAGCAGCGAGUGGUGUUGCUGGCCAUCCUUGUUGUCAUCUUCAUUUUCACAAAGGUAUUCCUCAUUGACAACUUGGACACCUCAGCUGCAAACCGCGAGGACCAGCGUGCCUUUCACCGCAUGAUGGCAAGCCUGCGUGUAGAACUGGACCCCCGGCUUGACCAUACACUGCAGUCCCCUUGGGAGAUUGCAGCUCAGUGGGUGGUGCCCCGGGAAGUGUAUCCUGAGGAGACGCCGGAGCUGGGGGCUGUUAUGCAUGCCAUGGCUACCAAGAAAAUAAUAAAAGCGGAUGUGGGAUACAAGGGGACCCAGCUGAAAGCGUUGCUGAUACUCGAAGGAGGACAGAAAGUGGUUUUCAAACCCAAGAGAUAUGCCAGAGACUAUGUGGUAGAAGGAGAACCAUAUGCUGGGUAUGACAGACACAACGCAGAGGUAGCAGCCUUUCACUUGGACAGAAUUCUGGGGUUCCGACGAGCUCCGCUGGUGGUUGGCCGGUUUGUGAAUCUCCGUACAGAGAUCAAACCCAUUGCCACAGAGCAGCUGCUAAGUACUUUCUUGACACUGGGUAAUAACACUUGUUUCUAUGGGAAGUGUUACUAUUGUCGGGAAACAGAACCAGCGUGUGCAGAGGGGGACAUCAUGGAGGGAUCAGUCACUCUGUGGCUACCUGAUGUCUGGCCUCUUCAGAAGCACCGGCACCCUUGGGGCAGAACUUAUCGUGAAGGAAAACUGGCCAGGUGGGAGUAUGAUGAAAGCUACUGCGAUGCUGUGAAGAAGACCUCACCCUAUGAUGCUGGCCCCCGCCUCCUCGACAUCAUUGACACUUCCAUCUUUGACUAUUUGAUUGGGAAUGCUGACCGACAUCACUAUGAAAGCUUCCAAGAUGAUGAAGGGGCCAGUAUGCUCAUUCUUCUGGAUAAUGCCAAAAGUUUUGGAAACCCGUCCCUGGAUGAAAGAAGUAUCUUAGCUCCUCUUUAUCAGUGCUGCAUCAUCCGGGUUUCCACCUGGAACAGGCUAAACUACCUGAAGAACGGAGUAUUGAAGUCUGCCUUAAAAACUGCCAUGUCUCAUGACCCUAUCUCACCAGUGCUGUCUGACCCUCACCUGGAUGCCCUGGACCAGCGGCUCUUGAGCAUCCUAGCUACAGUGAAGCAGUGCACAGACCAGUUUGGGCCAGAUGUUGUACUGGUAGAAGACAGGAUGACUCUAUCUCAUUUGUAAUUUUAAUGGGAAACAGAUGAAACUCCUUUUUAAAACAUGAAUGAUAGAAAAACAGCACAAUCAGUUCUGAAUGGUCGUGGCCAGGAUGGACUGGAAAUGAAUGGAACAGCUUCUGAGCCAGAGAUAAAAGGUGAUGGGGAUGUUUUUAUCUUGAGCUGGCAGCAUUGAAAGAAGGUAGAAAGUUUGGGAGCCUUCGGACAGCUGGGUAUCUGAAGUGGCAGUUUGGUCGUUUAUGGAGUGUCUGUUGCCACAAGUGGAUGUUGCACUGGGAAAAUACAGUUCCUGGUGUUAAUGGAAGAGUGGAGUACAGAGAUGAAUACAUGGACUGGUACUGUAGGGAAUAACGGAGGUGAACAAUUACAGUUCUCUUCCCCUUCAUUUCCCUGCCACCCACUUCCAGUAUGCUCCUAUGAGGUUCUAGUCUGAUUCAGGGUUGUAUAUAAUCAGCUACGAGCUGGUUAGAUAUUUUACUACUACUUUUAAAAAAAGAGGAAGUGGUAAAUAAAAUAAUUAUUAAACUGAAUGCUUGCACUCCCUCCUGGGGUGGAACAUUCUUAUGAACACCUUUUAGGGGUGGGAGAAGAUGCAUCUAGAGCUCAGCUAUCCCUUCAUUACUUACAUGCUGGGAAGAGGGGCCUGCUUCACCUGUGGUGAUAAUUCAGUGUUGCCAUUGGAGUCCUAGUGAAGUCACCCAUGAGGCUGAAAGAUGAAGGAGGGGAUAGGAUUGUUUUACAGCACAUGCUUACAAGUUAAUGCAAGUUCCCAGAGGAAAUUGCUACCUGGACCAACUGCUACUUUCUGUUUUAUAAGGACUAUAGCAAGGUCUGCACAGAGAAAAUAUCCGCAUCAUCUUCAUCCACAUCAACCAAAUUUCUCCUUGAUUUGGAGCUGAGAAGCAGGAUAAAAUCCACUCAGGAACAGGUUCCAUGUAGCUAAUUUAUCCCCCUUGACAUAGGCCCUGUAAACAGGGAUAGCUGCCUGAAUCAUUCAAACAAGGAAAAGGCUCCUCACCGAACUUCUCAAAUAACCAGCAGUUGCAAACAAGGGUCUUAAAGAGAAGAGAGCAUUGGUUGGCGGCCUCUGCUCACUGUUCAUGUAUCUCGUGAAGGACUAAGUCCUUCUCACUCAGAACAGUGAUUACAGUUUUCGGUGCUGCUGGUUUUACAGAUGGCUGGACAUCUGCUUGUCAGUCCUUCCUUCUAUCUGGCCCUUCAUGUGGCUGGGUUCUUAAACUAUGAGCAACAUUAGUCAGCUUUCUUCUAUUUUCUGUUCCCUGGUGGGGUUGUCUUGGAAAUCCCACCUGGUACCAGUUUGAGAUAAAUUUAUGUAAGAGAAACCUGACACUAAUGAAUAAUGGGGCCUGCCGUAAGAUUGACAAGUUCUGCUCAGGUUUUGCUGUGUAGCUGUCUGUGUACCUCAUUCUUGACUUGUUAUACACUUACACUAGUAUUGGGUCAGCCUUCAGUAGAGUAUAAAAGCCACUAACGUAGGGCCACAAAGUUCAUCUCAGUUGGGAUAAACCAAGGAUUUAAAUGCAGGGCUUGAAAAGGAAAAGAAGAUUUUGCAGUCUGCUCUUACUGGCCUUGCAUCAGUUUGUGAGUAUGAGAAAAUAGCACAAAACCUCUCUAAAUCUUCCCCUUAAUAGCAGGGCUGAACUGAAAUCCCUUUGCAUGCACUGUUUUACUGGACACGAGAAAAAGAACAGCAAGUUGGCCUCCAUUGCACUGCCUUUCCCAGCCUUCUACAGUGUAAAUGCAUUUGCUCAUUUGAAUCUGGGGUUGUCUCAGUCUCUGCGCUGGUGUGGCUGGUAGAUGAAGAAAUUUUCCUUUCCACAGCAGGGUGGUGUGUUCCUGGAGUACAACAAGGUAGAAAUAAAAACAGGUUAGUGUUAUAGCUGAACAUGCCUGUUGACAUAGUACAGGACUUUGAAAAUGCAACUGGUGUUAUUCAAAGAUGGGGUUGUCUAGACAAAGUGUCAUGAAAGGGGAAUUGCUGUAAUAAUGUCAACACUGACUUUCCACCUGAAUGUGAGUGCAGUCCUGUUUCAGUUCCCCUUUGGACAACAAUCCAUACCACAGGCCUUUUGCCCAAAAUUAGGCAUGGGACUGGAAUAGUAAUGUAUGAGACUGGUGAGGGCUGAAGUGCACUAACAGUUGUGGUUUUGUAUAGUUGUUUUCAGCCAUUUGCUGGGCUUUAAACUAGUGCCUGUCUAUUCCAGUUUCACAAGCAGUGAAUCCACUUAUUAAAGGCCAACUUUGUUUGCUCAGUGAGUUCUCUCCUGACAACGAGCAGAUUGGUCCUCUGGCUUCCAUUAGCACAGAACUGUUUGAGUGGACUAAGUUAUUGUACGUGUGGGUGGCCAGUGCUUGAGGAAGAAACUACUUCCAUCGCUACUGAGUUAAUAUAGUAUGCUGCAUACAGUCUGAUUUCAGUUAGUCUGCUAUAUGGACUGUAGUACUGCUUGGCAUCAGUAACAGUGGCAGAAUAGGCCCCAAAGUGACAAACAAGUCAUUCUAAAGAAAAUCAAAGUAAUUGUGUGGUGUAUUGACAUAAAAUGCUCCCAACAAAACUAACUUCAGCAAGGAGGGGAGAAGGAAGGGAAAAUAUUGGCACCUAAAGCCUGUUUUUCCCCUGUUCUGUUUUGGAGCAUAAACUCUGAACUCUGACAUGUCAGGAGGAGUCUAUGUUGGAUGGGAUUAGGAUUUUGAUUUGCAAUUUCUUAUUAGCGUUUGGGUUUUCAUUCAAAAAUAUGAUCUUGCAAUGAAGUGAAAUUAGUGUGAGGAUCUUGUUGUUGCCUUGUUCACUAGCUUCCAUCUUCUUGAAGUAAGUUCAGAUGUACCCCUUUCUCUGCAUGGUGACCAUCAAAGACAAAGCACUGUAAAAGAGACUACUUGCAGUAGGACCUCAGGCAGCAGAAAGAAACUUUGUUCUUCUCUACUUGAAACCAGAUUUGUUGCUUUAUGGAUCAGUUUUGAGGCCAGUGUUGGAUUCAGUCAUUUUAGUAAUGAGAGUUCUUUUUUCCUCCAGCAAAACAGCUUAUCAAAUGUUGGUCCCAACUAGUAAGCCAUCCUAGAGCAGAAACGAUGUCAUUGCUAUGCCAACAGGGUCAGUCUUGCCCCUCAUUUGUGGGCAGGUGCUAGGCUCUGUCAUUGAGAUUUUUAUUAAAUCCUUUCAUUGCAUUUGGUCUCGGUCUUACAGGUGCACAUACAAUAAAUGACUGGCCUCUACUGUUAAAAGGUGGUUGUUUUGGGGAUGUUAUUAAUGGGCUGAGGGCUGAGGCGCAGAAAUCAAGAACCAAUUUAAAAGUGCCAUCAGCCUGCUGCUGUUUAUCUCCUGCCUCCUGAGUCAGCAGUCAGCAUGGAGGGAGCACUGAAACCUGCUCUUCUGUGGGCAUCUAAUGAACUGGAGUAUGCAUCUUGCCAAGCAAACUUCAACUGAAAACUAAUAAUUUAUUAAGAAGGUAAAUUAUUUGCUGUGGCAGCUGGAGCGAAACGCUUGAAACAAGCACCUCUUUCGGAACUGCCAGAGGACUGCCCUUGGGAGCAGCUGCACAAAUUGAGGUUGUUAAGGAGAAAAUAAAACACAAUUGUGACUUUCUACUUGUGUGCCCAGGGUCAGACUCUGCAUUGUGUGAAUAAAGAUUUUAAUAAAGCAACGCUCCUGGAUUGUU